Yamadazyma jaroonii is the source of this 1320-nucleotide messenger RNA. The record is from the annotation of a GenBank genome assembly. Lineage: Eukaryota; Fungi; Ascomycota; Pichiomycetes; Serinales; Debaryomycetaceae.
AUGAAUACAAGAGAUUUCGAAGUAUAUCCUGACUCGGGAUUCUUACCUGAAAAGUUACCACUUACAAGAUUACCUGAUUAUUUUUCCCCUUGGGAAGAUUUAGUCAAUAAUUUACCAUCAUUGAUUUUGACCAAGAGAAUAAGGUCAUUGAUUGAUAAGCUUCCAUUGUUAUCAGCAGAUCAAUUGGCUAACGUUGAAGAGUAUAGAAGAGCUUAUUCCGUGUUAGGAUUCUUAUCCCAUGCUUAUGUAUGGGGACAUGAUGAACCAAUUGGGAAAUUACCUGUUUCAAUUGCGGAACCAUUAGUCAUGGUGAGUGAGAUUUUAGGAUUACCUCCACUUGCUACCUAUGCUGGAUUAAUUUUGUGGAACUUCAAACAAAUUUUACCAAGUGACGAUAUUUGGGAUUUAGAUAACUUAACUACCAUUAACACAUUCACAGGAUCAAUGGAUGAAAGUUGGUUCUACCUUGUUUCAGUAUAUUUCGAAUACAAAUCUUCAUUCACCAUUAAAACCGGAAUGGACAUUCUUCAAAAUGUUGAAGAUGGAGAUAUCACCAAUUUAAUCAAGAAUCUUCAAAAAUUAGCCGAGAUGAUUGAUCAUUUAGGUUCCGUAUUGAUGAAAAUGGAAGAAAUGUGUGAUCCUCAUGUAUUUUAUUUCAGAAUCAGACCUUAUUUAGCAGGUUGGAAGAAUAUGAGUGAUGUAGGAUUAGAUAAAAACGGAGUUAUUUAUGGUAAUGAAGCCAAACCAAGAUCUUAUGCUGGAGGUUCAAAUGCUCAAUCAUCUUCAAUUCAAUUCUUAGAUGUAUUAUUAGGAGUCAAACAUUAUUCUACUGGUGAAAGACCCGUACCUCAUCAAAAUACUAAUGAAACUAAACCACAAAGUGGGUUCAUGAAUGAAAUGAAAUUCUAUAUGCCUGGAAAACACAGAGACUUUUUGAAUAAACUUGAAGAGAUAUGUAACUUGAGAGAAUUCGUCUUGAGUCAAAAUAAUGAAGUGUUGACUUUGAGUUAUGAUGCAUGUUUAGCAAUGUUGAAGUCUUUCAGAGAUAAGCAUAUUCAAAUAGUCACAAGAUAUGUCGUAUUACAAGCUAAACAAGGAUCUAAGUUGGGUUCGUCAUCUACUUUAAGAUCAGGAUUGGCUAAGAAGAAGAGAAAAGAUGUGGAAGAAAAAGGUACUGGAGGAACAUCUCUUUUACCGUUCUUGAAACAAUGUAGAGAUGAAACUGGGGAUCCAGCAGCUGGGAAUUGGGGUAAAAGAAUACUUAGUGAUGGAGUUAUGAGGUUAAAUUUCAGUAAACCUAAUGGGAUUAACGAAGAUUAA